AUGUCCAAAGAUUGGCCUAAACGUGUCCGAUUGGGAAUCAAUGGAUUUGGUCACGUGGCACGUACACUGCUCAGAUGUGCACUGGAAGAUAGUCGUGGACUUGAGGUGGUUGCUAUCAACGAGCCUAGUCUGACCCCGGAACAGAUGAUCUAUCUGAUCAAAUAUGAUUCCAUUCUCGGUCCAUUCAAAGGAUAUUUGAACGAACGGGUCCAUGUGAAUCGGGCCUCGGAAAAUGCACCGAGUGAAUUUUGUAGUUUGGAAAUUGCCGGUCGAAUGAUUGCUGUGUUCCAGUAUGAACAAUCAGAUCAGAUCCCAUGGAACUGGCUCAAUGUGGAAUAUGUGCUAGAAACCACGGGUGAUUGUCGACAUCUGGCAGAGGCCACAGUGAGUUGUCGAUCAAUUUGUUUUAUAAACAUGGGUAGUUUAGGUUAG
This is a messenger RNA of Echinostoma caproni, 432 nucleotides long. The record is from the annotation of a GenBank genome assembly. NCBI's taxonomy places the organism in Eukaryota, Metazoa, Platyhelminthes, Trematoda, Plagiorchiida, Echinostomatidae.